Molecule: messenger RNA, 3932 nt
Organism: Sinocyclocheilus grahami
Lineage: Eukaryota; Metazoa; Chordata; Actinopteri; Cypriniformes; Cyprinidae
Product: zinc finger protein 106-like
Exons: 11
Coding region: 119-3877 (1252 amino acids)
Biological process (GO): insulin receptor signaling pathway
Cellular component (GO): membrane; cytosol
Molecular function (GO): RNA binding; SH3 domain binding
Source: RefSeq, a predicted model, not a curated record
GCGUGGAGUAUCUAUAGAAAUGUUGUGUUUAUGUGGAAGCUGGAAGAAAUGCAUUCUCUGCGUGAAUUAAGAGAACCCUGUUUAUUUGUGGUGGCCUGAGAUACAAUAAUCAUUCAACAUGGUUAAAGAACAGAAAUGCAUUCUUUGUGAAACGGUCUACAGCUCCAAACAGGAGAUGGAAGAGCACAUGAGAAGUAUGCUGCACCACCGGGAGCUGGAGAAUCUGAAAGGACGGGACUGUGGACACGAGUGUCGGGUCUGCGGCGUAUCGGAGGUCAGCCUGACCGACUAUGCGAGUCACAUCUCCAGCCCUUUACAUAAACAGCAUGUUGAGGAUCAGAAGAACCGGCCCACAAAAGAAGACCAAGAUGAAGAGUACUUUGACAAGGACAUUGUGCAGCUUAUUGAGAAACGCAAGGAAAUGAUCAGGAACGAAGAGGCUUCUGCAAAGCAGGCUAAAGAAGAGCAGGAGCAAUGCAGGAGGUGGCAGGAACUUAAGACUCAGUGGCUUGGGCCAAGGCCUUUGAUGUACCAGCAGUGUGGGCCUUGGGACCGGCCCUAUCCCAACUUUCCCCAGAUGCCCAAAAGGGGCAGAGGCUCCAAUUGGCAGAAUUUGAGAUUUUCAUCCCCUGAACGUGGCAAAAGUUUCAGCCGAGAUGUUAGGUGUGCCACAUGGCAUGCUGAAGGACCGCCUGACUUGCAGAAAUGGGAAUCUGUUGGACGUCAGGGAGGGAGUUUGCACAACCAAGGAAAUUUCUGGGGUGGUAGACAAGGUGGCUAUGGAGUCUGCCCUCCACAGCUGAGAAAGCAAUUUCCCUGGAACAACAAUCAGUUUAAUGCCCCUUGGAAUAGACAAUAUAUGUCACCACCUAGGUUCUUUAAACAGUCUGCCAAAGAGACUCAGAAGACACCCAGCAGCUCUGAGAAUCGGACACAGGGUGAACAGAGUAUAGAAGAAUCUGGUGGAGAGCAUGAUCCUAACAAAGGUAAGGGUCAGAAGUCAGAGAAGGCUCACCGAUGGGCACCAUAUCCACCAGCUAAACUUGGGGAUCCUUCAUCUCAGACUAACCCUCAGCCAAUGUUAGAUAAGUCAGAUGUGGGAUCUCCUCAAACCUCUAAGGCACAAAGUUUCAAAGAGGGCAGCCAGGACAUGGAGAGGAUAUCCCUGGCAGACCAAAGAAAUUGGCAUUAUAAACCCACAGAACCUAAAGAGAGUGAUUGCAGGGAGCAGAAGAGUUCCUUCAAGAACUUUGGCAAUACUAGCAUGGAUAGUUUUACCUACCCCUCCACCUCCACCACUAGGAAAACAGAGAAGCCCAGCAAGCUAGCUGAAGAUGGUUCAAAAAUGAAUCUCAGACAAACAGGAAGUCAAGACUUUGUCAGCUCCAAAGGUUUUAAGCAUUCCCAUUCAAGCUCUGAAUUCGCACAACAUGCCACUUCCAAUGCAGAGCAAGAUAGUCUGCUGUCAGAGAUGCUGCGAAAAGCUAAAGAGACAUUGCUUAAUAGAAAUAACCCUAGUGACGUGUCUGGUACAGAGAGCUGCCUCAAAGCAUCAAAGGCUGUGCCUCAGAUGAAAGAGCAAGUAGACAGUUCAGAAUUAAUCAAGACUCAAAAAUUACAAGAGAGUAAGAAGAAACUGAACAAGAACAAAGGUCAAGAAAGGUUGGGUUUUGUCAGACGUUUUAGCAAUGACCGAGAGCAGUUAACCAGUACUGAGACCUCAGUACAGUUUGGCAAUGUGCGCAAUGACUCUAGGCCGUCUCUGCAGUCCUUACAAGUUAGUACCUCCACUAAGGACCAUGAAGAUGAGGAGGAGUGUGGUGAAAUGGAAGAAAAUCCUCACUUAGCAGUACAAGAUCAAGUCAUGGACACACUGGAUGAAGGUUUGUGCUCCGCUGGUGAGGGGUCCCAACAAACUACAGGUGGCUCUGUGCCCUCUCUAAGCAAGCUUGCAUUACCUGCAUGUCUCCAAAGGGAUCUGAACCGUCAUAUGGGCCCCAAAGGCAAAGCAGCAUCCCAUGAACCCAACUUGAAUAUUGCCAGACGUAUUAGAAAUGUGAGUGGCACACGAAAAAAUGAGACUGAGAAGGAUGCAGGACUUAAACCCACCUUGCGACAGCUGAUUAGCUCCUCUGGCUCAAGGCGAAAUGUGAACUGGGACCAGGUCUACCAGGAAGUCAACCGGAAGAAGCAGGGCAAGGGCUUACCAAGAUUUGGUAUAGAAAUGGUGUCCUGUGAACCUGUGGGUCCGAACCAAAUGGAUGAAGAUGAAGUACCUCUUUCUGAGGGCUUUCAUUGGGACUCUCUGUUUGAAUUUAGUCGAGUGCCUUCCCGCAAGCGAAGCUUGUCUGAAAGCAAUGUGGUCAAAGAAAGCCCUGCUGGGACCAUCUCCCUCCCCAAAGCUGUAGACCCAGUGAGGGACUCUCCUGCCUGUGGCCCCUCACAGCCACAGAGGAGAGAGGAGCUGCAGUCCACAGGUUCUCUGGAGAAUCAAGGUUUGAAAGGGCCUUCUAAGGGCCCUGAGGAAGUUGAAGAAGUCGGUGGUUGUAUAUCAGAGACUGAACUGAUUGACACGCAAGGAGCUGGGAAGAAACGCAGAGCUCCUGGGGAUGUAGUGUCUCCAGAGAUUCCUAAUGAAGAUAGGAAAAACAAGAGGCAAAAAAUUAAGGCUAAGAAAGAACGCUCGCAAGUGGAUCAGUUGCUGGCUGUGUCUCUACGUGAGGAGGAGCUUAACAUCUCUCUUCAGGCUGUGGACAACAGUCUUAUUCAGGCACGUGCUGCACUGCAAGCUGCCUAUUUAGAAGUACAGCGCUUGCUUAUGGUCAAACAACAGGCGACGAAUGAGAUGAACUCUUUGAGAACCAAGCGCAUUGAAAUACUUCAAGGAAUGCAAGGUGAAUUUGAAUCAAAAGAAAGAGAGAGGAACAGUAAGGAGAUCUUAACGUCUUCAUCAACCCAGAUUUCUCAGAUCACCAAUCCUGUUCCCUCAACAACAGCUGCUCACUCAUCCUCUUCAAUGUCCUCACUGCCUGUUACCAUAAAGCAGGAGCCCAUCUCUCAAUGUAACCCCAUUCCUGAGCCUAACCUUGUCAAAAGCCCCCUCUCAGCACCUCAAAAUACCGCACCUGUCCAAACUGUGUUUGCAGCUUGUCAAAUAGAUGGUACCUUCAACACUAAGAUAAAGGCUUCACAAGACGCCACAAGCAUGGCUUUGACAGCAGCUUCCUCAGUUCACAGAUUACAGUUGUCACCUGUCAAAGAAAUUCAUCGAAAUUUGAGCUCUCAAGAGGGGUUAGCCAACCCAUCUUCCUCAUUUAUGUCUGCGACCCUCUCUCCUAAGCCACUGUCUCCCUCUAACCCCCUAGAAACUAAUCCAGUUAAGCGUGUUCGAAAGCUAAAGAAGAGAAAGUGUCUUAAUAAAGCAAAGUUGAACGAGCAGCCUGAAAUCAGCGAAUCUGAGCUUGACGCAGAGCUGCCUGCUUCUCGACCUACCCGCAAGUGUCGACCUCAUCGGGGAUCCAGCAGCACCUACGUCUCACCCUCCACACCAGAAGAGAAAGAUAAAAAUGAAGAGAUGGUGGUGACCGAUGCUUCAAAGGCACAACCACAGGGAACCAAGCUAGCAACACCGCCAGUGAAUGAAGAUCACUCUAAUUCUUCUGAACUGGAGAUGGUGGAGCUUCCCCCACUUGAUAUUGAUAUUGUCAAUCUAGAUUCUUCAGACCCAGAUGAGAGGCCUGAAAAGAAGGCCAAGGAGUCAGCCACUGCAUACUCAACAGACCAUGCUGUUACAGACCCUCAAAAUCUUGCCUGCAAUGAAGUCACCUCCACUAGUGAAAUUGAUACUAGCAGUAUAGUCAAGACUUGUGAAAGGUAAAUCUCAUGGUUUGAACUAGGAUUUUCUAAAUGAUUAUUCUUAAUAUCUUAGAUUA